AUGGGUCUUUGUGAUUCAAAAUCAAAACAGGUGUUAUCGACGAGUGGCGUAGCAGAAAAGCGAAAGAAUUCGUCGAAAGGCAAUGGGCCCGCGGUUUCAUCCUCCUCCACCGCUGCUCCUGGGUUUCCACCCUCAUUCUCAAGCACCGUUCCUGCAGGAUCCUCAUCCAAUGCCCCUACUACUACUACUGAGAGGAGGAGGGAGGGGGUGGCUGUCGUACUAAACGUCUACAAUCUGCAGAGACGCAGCGUCCGUGGAUCGCGAAGUCUGAAUGAGUGGGUUGGCCUCGGCGUGUACCAUACCGGUGUGGAGGUCUUUGGUACAGAGUGGUCAUUUGCAGGCUGUGCUGGUUGUUCAUCGCAUGUCUGUGGUAUUUUCCCCUCUCUGCCGAAAACUGUGUUGCCUCGGCAAAUGCUGAAGGAAAGCAUCGUGCUUGGAUACCUACCGCCGGACACAGAACCGUCACGUAUUUAUGCCGUGUUGAGGAAAAUGAGCCCACUUUGGUCCGCCUCCAACUAUCAUAUUUUUCAGCGAAAUUGCAAUCAUUUCUCCCGUGCGUUUUGUGAUGCUAUCAGUAAAGAGUUUCCGGAGAUUAAAUUGAAGAAGUUCCCAUCGUACGUUAAUCGGGCAGCGCGCGUGGCAGACAUGAUCCUCCCCGAUGUAUUUUAUCGGUCAUGGACGAAAGGCAAUAGUUUUCCGAAGCCAAAUUCGCCGAUCCCGGCGGCGGCGGAAGGAGAAGACACUGCGGGUGCAUCUUCUUAUGGCUUUGGCUCGAAGGAUGAGGGCGUGGCAACGAUUCCGAUUCCCUCCACUCGUGAGGCGAUGGAGUCCAUGACGGUGCGGGAGCUUAAAACAAUGAUGUGGGUGAAUGGCAUCUCAUGGGAUGGAUGCAUCGAGAAGGAGGAUUUGAUUCAAUCCGUAGAGGCACACCGGCAACGACAUCCUCGAAGAUGA
This is a messenger RNA of Trypanosoma cruzi, 954 nucleotides long. RefSeq lists its product as uncharacterized. The transcript has a single exon. The coding region runs from base 1 to 954 and encodes 317 amino acids. Gene Ontology annotation, molecular function: deubiquitinase activity. Gene Ontology annotation, biological process: protein deubiquitination. Lineage: Eukaryota; Euglenozoa; Kinetoplastea; Trypanosomatida; Trypanosomatidae. The record is from RefSeq and is a predicted model, not a curated record.